ACUUCGUCGGCAUCAUUUUGGCUUUGCGCCGGAACAUCGCACCCCCGCCGCCAUGAUUGGAGAUAAGGAAUCGACAUACAAGCUCGACAAGCCGGAGAAGCUCAACGAGCUCCUCAAAGCCGAUGGCGGCGACGACUGCACAGGCUGCAAGGUCAUAGGAGGCGGUGCCUUCCUCGGCCUCGGCGCAUACAGUUACUUCUCCGGCAUGUCGCAGAUCGAACAGCAGCGCGCCAAGAUAAUAGCGAGCAGGAGCUUCUUGGGCGUCAGGAGCAGGAAGGCCGGUAUCGCGGCCACGAGCCUCGGCCUGGCGUGGAUGGGCAUUUACAGGCUGCUCAUGUAAAAGAGAAAGAGCUCGAGUGGGCGGUCUCUUGCGGAGGGAGGUGCUGCUACAUACAAGCACGACUGCAGAGGUGAAGAUGACUCCGGACCCCUGCCAAUCCGAUCUCAAUGGGUAUUUGCAUUGAUGGAGACAGACUAUGAUCCUGCACCCUUUUUUUCUUUCUUUCUCUUCUGGACCAUCAGAUGGAAAGUGAUACAUCUGGGAACAGGGGUGUGGUUUUUAGCCAUCAACGAUGUACUACAAUUCGCUAUGGGCUCGACUAUGGCCCCUCAAAUGUAAUUAGAGCCGGAUAAGUGUUUGUGGCAAUGCCACUGCAUACAUUCCCAAGACUCUAGCGGCCCAACACUACUCUCGUUGGUUGCCAUGUUGAUUAUAGCUUUAGUUGGUGAUACGACUACAAGCUUGUUCAUACUUUGAAUUCACCUUCAAUGCUAUGUGGCUACUACUUAUGCGAAAUGAAGUCGAUUCCAGUCC
Molecule: messenger RNA, 814 nt
Organism: Truncatella angustata
Lineage: Eukaryota; Fungi; Ascomycota; Sordariomycetes; Amphisphaeriales; Sporocadaceae
Exons: 2
Coding region: 53-340 (95 amino acids)
Source: RefSeq, a predicted model, not a curated record